AUGCACCUGCAAGCCCUUCUAGGACUUUCAAGUCUUGCUCUAGCUGCAAUUGUCUCUGCAUGCGGCCUUGAAGGAAGUGAGCAUCAUCACAUAACUAUCAGAGACCGCAGCCGCGAUGAAAACGAAAUUCAAGACGAUAAGUUCGUGACCCGUGGGUUCAAGCCCAGAUGCGGCCCUGAAAUUGGCAAAUGCUCUGAUGGCUACUGCUGCUCAUCUGCAGGCUUCUGUGGCGAUACGCAAGAACAUUGCAAGUCCCCGGACUGCCUUAUGGAUUAUGGUCGUUGCGAUGCACAUAAGCGUCCCAAGGGCCCUCCGACAAGCACAAUUCCUCGUCCGAAGAUUGGAAACGUGUUAUACGGCCCAAGUAUCAUCCGCUCAUGCAAUGUCCCUGGGACUGUUGCUUUGACAUAUGACGAUGGCCCGUAUAAGUAUACCCAAGACCUGCUGGACCUACUGGAUAGAUACGAUGCCAAGGCAACAUUCUUCAUCACGGGGGUCAAUAAUGGCAAGGGCCAGAUCGAUGAUCUCAAUCUUCCCUGGGCCUCCUUGAUCAAAGAUAUGUACCUCAAAGGCCAUCAAGUUGCUAGUCACACUUGGUCACAUCAGAAUCUUACCAGAAUCACUUCUGAUCAGCGUCGAGAGCAGAUAUUGAGGAAUGAAGCUGCAAUUCGCAACAUCAUUGGGGUAUUUCCGACAUACAUGCGUCCCCCAUUUUCAAGCUGCGAUAUCGCAUCGAAUUGUCUCGAUGACAUGGGGUCAUUUGGAUAUCACGUUGUCCUCUACGACCUGGACACGCAAGAUUAUAGAAACGCAAACCCGGAAGCCAUCCAGCAAUCCAAAGACAUCUUCGACCGUGAACUGUCCUACUGGAAAGUCUCGGAAAAGUCUUGGCUGGUCAUUGGUCAUGAUAUACAGGAGCAAACGGUAUACAACCUGACGGAGCACAUGCUCCGACGACUCACAGACGAUGGCUACCGUGCUGUAACUGUUGGAGAUUGCCUCAGCGACCCUCGUGAAAACUGGUACCGGAAAGACAAUAGAAUUAUUUCUGGGCCCAAUGAUAAGACUCCUAAAGCGCCACCAGCUGGCAACAAGCCCGUCUCUACUGAUGGGACCUGCGGUGCCAACCAUACUUGCAUUAAGUCUAACUUUGGGCCUUGCUGUAGCAGCCACCACUUUUGCGGCAAUUCGACUCAGCAUUGUGGCGUGGGUUGUCUACCAGAUGCAGGCUAUUGCUUUUCCCCUAACACCACUACUCUGAACAUCACCGAUUCUCUCGGGGGAGCAGUCAAUACUGAAAGCAAGAUCUCAGCUGCUCACUCAAUAUAUGGAGCGACAUCCAAGGCAGGUUCACUAGUCGGCAACCCUGCUUUGACCCUAGGGAGACCUCUAUCUAUGGCCAUUGUUACUGCACUCGUUGGGGCCAUGCUGUUCGAGCUGUGA
Molecule: messenger RNA, 1443 nt
Organism: Penicilliopsis zonata CBS 506.65
Lineage: Eukaryota; Fungi; Ascomycota; Eurotiomycetes; Eurotiales; Aspergillaceae
Exons: 2
Coding region: 1-1443 (480 amino acids)
Biological process (GO): carbohydrate metabolic process
Molecular function (GO): chitin binding; hydrolase activity, acting on carbon-nitrogen (but not peptide) bonds
Source: RefSeq, a predicted model, not a curated record